AGUCGAAAACUACUCACUAUAGAGUAGUUUUUAACGAGCGUGUAUGAUAUCACAGUGACACAUUCACGCUGGACUGUUUGAAACUUUGCCUUGUAAUAAUGGCGCAGCGAAACAUGACAGAUUUGUUUUUUAUGUUGAGAAAUAAUUUGUUGUACAGCAGAAAUGUGUAUUCGGAUACGAACAAUUCUGACAAUAUUGCGCUACUUGACCGAGGAUUGGACGAACUCGCUAGCUGCUCAGAACAACCAUCCUGGAUGAAAUAUUAUGAAGACGCUACAUAUUUAUUCAACAAAAUUAGAAUCAAGACUGAAGAUCUAGUAGAAAUUCAUGGAUGUACUUCUCGGUUGGUGCUCAGUGAAAACGUCGAUGGCAAGGAAAGAGCAAAACUACACGCCAGAGAUGUUUCUAGGAUGAUAUCCAGUGUUCAUAGUAAUAUUAAAGCUCUUAAAUCAUUUGCCAGAAGCAAAAAUCGCAUAGAAACUAUUUUACUACAAAAUGUGGAGAAAAAAAUGCUGAUGACAUUGAAAUCAACUACAGAACAAUUUCAACAAAGCCAAGCAGCUUUCACCGAGAAGCAGAAUAGUGUGGAACAGAAUUCCAAUCUGUUUUUUGAGAGUAUUUCAAGCCAUUCCCAGGUGCCCGGUUGCAAUGCAGUUGAAACUUUCGAUAAUUUUUUGAAUAUAAAUGUGUCUACAUCAUCAAGCAUUCUACAUUUCAACGAAGCCGGAAAUUUGGAUGAAUAUUUUGAACUCCCCGCCGCUGGGCUCAAUAUAAAUCAAAAACAGUUAAUGCUGAUUGAAGCUGGAAACACUAAAAUGAUAAAAAAUCGAGAGCAAGAAGUAUCAAAAAUUGUAAAUUCAAUAGAUGAUUUGAAUGUAGUUUUCAAGGAUAUGUCGCAAAUAGUACAGGAACAAGGUACAAUCCUAGAUAGGAUUGACUACAACAUUGAAAGCACUCAAACCAAAAUAUUUGAGGGGUAUAAACAACUUCAAAAAGCAGAUAAAUAUCAAAGAAAAAACAAACGAAUUUAUUGUAUUUUAAUUUUAGCGAGUUUAAUUAUUUUUAUAUUUUUUUUGACUAUAUCAACAAAAUUGUAAGCAAAAUGAAAAUUGAAAUAUAAAUCCUAAUUAAUUUUA
Messenger RNA from Aedes albopictus (Asian tiger mosquito), 1136 nucleotides. RefSeq names its product syntaxin-16. Gene Ontology annotation, molecular function: SNARE binding; SNAP receptor activity. The transcript has 5 exons. The record is from RefSeq and is a predicted model, not a curated record. Bases 99 to 1097 code for a protein of 332 amino acids. Gene Ontology annotation, biological process: vesicle fusion; vesicle-mediated transport; intracellular protein transport. Gene Ontology annotation, cellular component: SNARE complex; membrane; endomembrane system. Lineage: Eukaryota; Metazoa; Arthropoda; Insecta; Diptera; Culicidae.